GUUCAGUGUUUUGAGUCAUCAAUAAUGCACUCGUGUAAUUAUUUGCCGGUCAGUCGGUGAAACGUUACCAGUUCUUACACUUCACUUUCGAUACAGUUGCCGUGUUUAAAUAACAAUGACAUUUUUCAAGAAACGUGAGCAUCAUUUCCAACCGAUCAGAGCAGAUGGUAAAAUUGACACCAUGCCGUUUCUGUUAGCUGCGGAGGAUAACAUCCUGCCUUUUUUUGAUGUCAUGGGCUCUACAGCAUUUUAUCCGGUGAAGUCGGACAUUGCUGGAAACAUCACAAAAUUAACAAAGAAGUAUGAACUUGAUCCUGAGAAAUACAGUACGCUACAAGACAUGGUUGAUUGUGAAAUAGAAGCCAAAACUAUCACAGAUAAGGGCUCUGCCACAGACGCCCUUAUAUGGCUUAAACGGGCCCUACAGUUUAUACAUGGAUUUGUUCAGAAUCUUCUGGAUGGUGUAAAUGACGGUGAAAGUCUACGUCCUUGUGCAAUGAAAUCAUACGAUGCAAAUUUAAAACCAUAUCAUGGAUGGAUGGUCCAGAAUAUCUUCUCACUUAUCACACGAGCAGUACCAAACCGCAAAGAUUUUAUAGAAGGAUUGGCACAGGGAGAAAAGGAAGAAGCAGUACUUGACGAUCUCAGGGAAUUUUUAGUUUUAUUUGGUAAAAAUAUUGACGUAAUUGUGGAGAUGUAUAAAUCAAAAGACCUUGAUAUGCAAUUUAAAGUCUAGGUUCUACUGAUGUGAUGAAUCGUGAUAAGUUUACAUUU
Molecule: messenger RNA, 774 nt
Organism: Saccoglossus kowalevskii
Lineage: Eukaryota; Metazoa; Hemichordata; Enteropneusta; Harrimaniidae
Product: glycolipid transfer protein-like
Biological process (GO): intermembrane lipid transfer; ceramide transport
Cellular component (GO): membrane; cytoplasm; cytosol
Molecular function (GO): ceramide 1-phosphate transfer activity; ceramide 1-phosphate binding
Source: RefSeq, a predicted model, not a curated record